AUAGAUGAUACCAUUAUCAGACCUCUUGAGUCUCAGGCCAUCCGGCGGCUAUACCCACAAAACUUUGAUCAUCGAAGAGAAUUGAAAAAGCUUAAUCAUUCUAUAUUAGUCAAUUUUCUUGACCUGUUGGACAUCCUCAUCAAGUGUCCAGAUUCAACAAAACGGACAGACAAGAUAGAGGACAUCAACAUCCUCUUCAUCAAUAUGCAUCACUUGAUCAAUGAGUUCCGACCUCACCAAGCUCGUGAGACAGUGAGGGUAAUGUUGGAAAUGCAGGAGCGACAGAGACGUCAGGUUGCAGAACGUCUUGAAAGACAAGAAGAUGAUGUAAGAAGAUUGGUGAGAGAAGCCCUUGCCUCCUUACCAGAUAAUUUAGAGUUAGAUUCAAGGCUAUUAGUACCUACUCCUGAGGAACUGCAGCUGAGGCCAAAGACAGAUGCAAACAGCAGUGCAGAAGAUAAAUGUUCCAGCUUAGAUAGACUUAUGUGCAAUAUUGUUGAUGCAUUGUAGAGGUCAGAGUUAAAGUGAAUUUUAUACAUCAUUCAUUAUGGAAGUCAUAUAAGUGAAACCUGACAACUGUGCCACAAAAGUUUAUGGUGAAUAUUUGGCUCCUAUAGUGGUAAAAUGAAUAUUUGACUCCUAUAGUGGUAAAAUGAUUUUUGUAAUGCAUAGUAUAUCUUUUAAGGUGGUGAAAUAAGAAAUAGAACCCCUUUUAUAAAUUUAUAAGUAACAAUAUACAAAUAUGCUAUCAAGUGUUUUGAAGAGGAAUAUGACAAUAAGUGGACCUUUUUACACAAAAGACUGGUGGUAUAGAAUUAAGAAAGGAUCAUAACUGUUACUUAGAAUAAAAUGUAUGUUUUCUG
Penaeus indicus is the source of this 863-nucleotide messenger RNA. RefSeq names its product mediator of RNA polymerase II transcription subunit 7-like (gene MED7). The record is from RefSeq and is a predicted model, not a curated record. Gene Ontology annotation, molecular function: transcription coregulator activity. The annotation marks the transcript as partial. NCBI's taxonomy places the organism in Eukaryota, Metazoa, Arthropoda, Malacostraca, Decapoda, Penaeidae. The transcript is spliced from 3 exons. Gene Ontology annotation, biological process: regulation of transcription by RNA polymerase II. Gene Ontology annotation, cellular component: core mediator complex; mediator complex.